This is a messenger RNA of Manis pentadactyla (Chinese pangolin), 2106 nucleotides long. RefSeq names its product ciliary microtubule associated protein 3. The transcript is spliced from 6 exons. The record is from RefSeq and is a predicted model, not a curated record. Bases 1492 to 2106 code for a protein of 204 amino acids. Gene Ontology annotation, cellular component: ciliary basal body. Lineage: Eukaryota; Metazoa; Chordata; Mammalia; Pholidota; Manidae. Gene Ontology annotation, molecular function: cytoskeletal protein binding. Gene Ontology annotation, biological process: regulation of cell projection organization.
CAAAAUAUUAAUGAAAGUGAAAAUCAUCAAAUCAAUACUAACAUUUCUUUGUAUUUUUUUUUUACAAAGCAGUACUGAAAUUCUAUUUUGAGUAACAAUUCUUGGAGUAAAUGACAUAAUGAUAUUGAGGCCAUUGUUUCAUUCCAAUUAAGCUUUGUUUCUCAUACAACCUGCUACUAUAUUUCUGAGUUGUUUUUUGCAUCUUUUCUUAUAAAAUACCUUUUCACUAUUAUUGUAUACAGGUCAAGGCCAAGCCAUUAUCUUUGUAGAGUCCAGCAGAACAUUGGAAUGUUAUGUAAGAGAUGAGGCAAUUGACUAUGGGCAGUGCUCUGCAGGGCGCCAGCUUCCCUGGCCCAUUGAACAGAGGCAUCCCUUCAAUAAAUUUUAACGAACAAAAUGCUUCCCCAAGCUUCCAAAAAUCCGCUAGGACUCAGAGUCACCUUUUACGGAAACCCUGCCUUCCACCUGUAAAAAUCGUCCCUGCAGACAGUGCAGCCCAAGGUCUGUGCAGACCCCAGGGUCAUGCUUAGAGGCCAAAAGGUAGACCAGUCCCACCGUGUGUGCUGUUGCCUCCCACACCUGACCACUCCUAAAGACGUCCUAAAAUCCGGUGGAAACAUGUCAGGGCUGAUACCCAGGACAAAGGUAACCCAGACGACACACACCCCGACUUUCCUCUUGGGUCAGGAGGGCAGUGCUCCUGCGCUGCCCGGAUAUGAUACUCGGUAAUACCAACCUCCUGUAUGGUCACCCGCCAGUUUCCAGGCACCGACCUGCUUUAAUCCUCUUCUCCUAAAGCUCUCCACCACCUUCUAAAGAGGAGUUGUGAUUCCCAAUUCAGAGGCCAGGAAACAGGGACUUACGCUUCAAGUGACAGCCCACCAUCUGAAAACUAUGAAGCACUGGUGUGAUUCCUCGGCACUCUCACUGCUGCACUCCAGGCUUCCAGCCAUUUAAAGAGUGGGGCCCGCUUCAGAGUAGAAGGGGGCAACCGAGUAGGAAGCGCUGGAGCAAAAAGAAAGUUGAGCGUAAGGGGGGCUUAAUAACGGAGCCGUCUAGGCUCCACGUGUCCCAUGCCCCUGCUCUGGGGGCAGCCACAGGCCCUCCCUGCAGGCGGCCGCGUUUUCCUAAGUCCCGGUCUAGGCAGUCCGUAUCUCGGGGGUCUCUGAACCCCCGUGUCCCUCCCUCCCCAGCAGCGCAUUCCGCUGAACCAGCUUCCAAACCCUCUGCUCACCUCCCACUCCCGCGACCCCUACAGCGGCUAGUGCGGCAGCCGUCCCGCAGCGCCCGCCGCAGAGUGCACAGCGCGCUGGCCGCGGAGCUGGGGUUCUGGCUCGGAGUCCCCGGGAGCGCUCGUGGCUGCGCAGGCGCGGAACCAGCCGGCCGGCAGCGAGCUACAGCUGAGGUGCCGCAGCGCGUCUGGGUUCCCGUGGCAACGCGGUACACAGACGCUUGGGAGCUGCGCGCGCCGUGUGCUUCCGCAUAGCUGAGAUGGAGCCUGUUAACAUCCCUUUUGGGACAUGUCAGCAGAGGAAGCUCUUUCCUCACUUCCAUCCCCCAAACUUCUUGGGGAACAAGUUUCUCCCUCUUAGGGGAGUGCCCCACAGAGGGCCUGGAUGCUACAUAGCAGACGAUAAGUAUGGCUUGGCAUACAAUCUCUCUAAGAUCCCGACCAGCAGAAGAGGAUAUGCUUUUGGAGCCAGAACAGCACUGAGGUUUACGCCAAUCAACAAGGAUAUGAUGCCUUCCCCAGGCAUGUACCAGACAGUUAAUCCUCAGGAGCAAAAACACAAACAAAAUUUUGCUCCAUUUAAUGCCUCAUUGCCUCGAUUUAGGAUAUACUCGAAGGACAGUUAUCACCCCGGCCCUGGCACAUACAACCCAGAGACAAAGCUACCGCAGAAGAUCAGCUGGCCAAUGAAAUUUGGAUCUCCGGACUGGGCUCAGGUUCCCUGUGUACAGAAAAGAACCCUAAAAGUUGAGCUGUCCGCUGACAAAGAAUUUAGAAAGCAUCGGAACCGUGUGGCCUACCUAUGCCUGUUCUACAAUUGCAGGGCUGGGAGUACCUUCCUGAGCAACUCCUGUCCACAGCCUCUCCAGGAUUGA